UGGCCGGCGGCGCGCAUCCCCGCCGUCACUUGGGCCGCCACCACUGGUAUUUUCAGUAAACAUGGCGGCUCACGACUCCUCCGACGGGCUGGCGGCCGUCCAGACCCAACACAGUAAAUCGAAGAAGAAUAAGAAAAAUAAACCCAAAGAAGACAAGGAUGCAAAUGAAGCACCUAUUGUAAAUGGAGAAUCUGAACCCAGUACUAGUGGGCUUUCCAAGGCAAGUGGUGUAGGUGUAGGAACUCAGGUCCCUCCGUUGAUGCCUGAAGUAGAGAGAUACAUGCGGAAGAUGCAACUGCAGAAUCAGCGGGAGUUUCAGUUUUGGAACACUCAACCUGUUCCAAAAAUCAGUGAAGACAUUGGGGAAGAUGUUAAUGAAGCAAUUGAAGAAGAAAAACCUAUAUCUGAGAUUAAGCAAGAACCUUAUAACCUACCAGAUGGCUUUAAAUGGGAGACCCUAGACCUCACUAAUGAAGAAGUGGUUUGACUACAGCAGAGAGUUUCUGCGGUGGGCUCUCAUGCCUCCAGGAUGGAAACCCGAGUGGCACGUUGGCGUUCGUGUGUCUAAGAGCAAUAGAUUAGUAGGAUUUAUAUCAGCAGUUCCAGCCAAAAUCAGGAUAUACAAGCACCAGCAGCAAAUGGUUGAAAUUAAUUUCCUGUGUGUACAUAAGAAGCUACGGUCGAAACGCCUGGCACCUGUAUUAAUAAAGGAAAUAACUAGAAGAGUUAAUCUGACGGGAAUAUUUCAGGCUGUGUACACUGCUGGUGUCUUGUUGCCGAAACCUGUGGCAUCUUGUCGCUACUGGCACCGCUCACUCAAUCCAAAGAAGCUAAUAGAAGUUAAAUUUUCUCAUUUGGGAAAGAAUAUGACUAUGCAGCGCACACUCAAACUGUAUCGGCUGCCAUCAGAAACAGUAACGUCAGGUUUCAGAAGAUUAAAGAUUGAAGACGUUGACGAUUGCCAUAAGUUGUUAGAAGGAUACUUGAACAAAUUUGAUUUAGCACCUGUAUUUAGUAAAGAAGAAUUCAUUCAUUGGUUUCUUCCCCAAGACAAGAUCAUAGACAGUUAUGUAGUUGAAAACUUUGGCAAAGUUACUGAUUUUGUGAGCUACUAUACAUUGCCGUCAACAGUUAUGCAUCAUCCAACAUACAAGUCCUUGAAAGCUGCCUACUCUUUUUACAAUGUUUCUUCAGCCACUCCCUGGAAAGUUUUGAUGAAGGAUGCACUAGUCACUGCCAAGAAUUCUGACUAUGAUGUAUUCAACGCAUUAGACUUGAUGGAGAAUUCCGAGUUCCUUGAAGACCUGAAGUUUGGUCAAGGUGAUGGCAAUCUACAGUAUUACCUUUACAAUUGGCGGUGUCCUAAGAUGGUACCUCAAAAGGUUGGCUUGGUAUUGCAAUAAUGCAAGGGAGGCUUAAGUUUCUUGCAUAUUUUAACUCUGGUAAUUACAGAAGAACUCUGUAAAAUUGCAUUGGUUGCUGUUUAGAAGAGUAAUUCGUUUGAGCACAGAAGUUGUCCCAAGCUUCUCUGCAGUAAAUACACUAGCUAUCAUAUGCUGUAGCUAAUUACAGUGAAAAUGAAAUAACUACCAAGAUGGAAUUAGGAUAAAGUAUGGUAAUUUAUAUUAAGUUCUUCCUUGCAGUAUUUUCCUUUCAAUAUAAUGGAAAGUGAUGGCUAAUAAUGUGGACUUGAAUGUUACAAUUGCAUUGUGGUAUAUAAAUCUUUACAACAAUUCAGUUACCAGUAACUGAAUUGUUGUGAGAGGUCUCCAAAUGGUCAGCUAUUUUGUUCAAUAAAAUGUAAUACAAUAUAUAUAUAUUACUGAUUAGAGAAAGGACUAAAAUUAUCUGGUGAUAAAUGAAAGUUCAUUGUUGCAAGGAGGUUUGUUUAUGUACAAGUAUUGCGUGACUGAAGCAACAGCCAACAAGCUUUCCUUUACAUUUUAAUAGAGCUGUCUUACUGUAGGAAACACUGCAUGGCCUUUUUUUUUUUAAAGAUUGUAAUUUAUUUUUGUUCUGGCUCUUAAGAAGUGUAUAAUUGUGGGUGCAUUAAUUAUUUUAUCUGCUUAGGUUCUCAUUGUCAUUGGUUAUGACACCACCUGUAUAUUACCGACUCCAAUUGAUGUCAAAAACUGCAUAAUCCUCAGGUGAUUUAUGAAUUAGUCCCAGUGUGAGAGAUGCUUUGUAAGCCUCUUCAGUAUUUCUGAAGACACUCUUUUUCUGUGAUAUCAGUUGCUUGAACUUAGGCAGUAUGCAUAGGUUUGUCAGUGUGCCUACACAACUAUAAGUAAUUACCAAUUCUUUUAUCAUGAGCUUGUGCUUAAAAUAGGGAAGAAAAUUAUAUGGGUAAGUGAAAGCUGUUGUGCAUUCAUGACACUAAACAUGACCAAAUUCUUAGUGCUUUUACACUUGUCAAAUACUUCAGCUACCCAGUAAGUCAUUUAGAUUAUAAUUUUUAGGUAAUCUAGCAGCAAUUAUAAUGUUAAUUACAUUUGUAGAUCGAUGUAAUAUUACAAAGAUGAUAGUUAUAAUUCAUAUGUAGUGUUAUUAAUAGUGAAUCAAUUAAAUACUUUGCCAAGAGUGUAUUCAUACAAUCAUCUCCAGUUGUAAAUAUGUAAACAUGCAUUUACUUCUAGAAUUCCUGAGAGCAAGUUAUGGAUACUGUAGAUAAUUAAGACCUGAGUGUCUAAUUCACCUUCACAACACCAUGAACACUGGUGGUUUAAUUGGAAGCAAUGGCAAAAUUAUAAUGCUCUUAUUGAAAGCAAAAGUAUUAAAAUUCAAGUUAGAAUGUAUUGAAAUGUCCCCCAAGCACUACUGAUUAUGUGUCUAAUUAAGUCACAAUUGCUUUUAAACUUAAAAAUAUUCAGUGUUUUUAGAGGCAAAUUGUUUAUUUACUUAAAAGUAUGCCAAAGUCAUCCACCAAUACCAUAGUAUUAUGGGGUAUUUGUUAAUAGUGCUCUUAAAUAACCAUUUGUAAUUCAUUUGUUAUCCAGUAUGUUAGUAAAGAAUUGUUUAAGUGAAUUCUCAGUCUAUAGCUCAAGUGUUACCUUCACUUAUAAUGUUAUAAAGUGGAUCUUUUUUUCUAGACUAGUUAAGACUGUAACUGGAUGUGGAGAUGCAGUAUCAGGUAUACAAUUAAAGAAUAAUACAUAGUUUAAAGGGUGGUUCAUAUCAUUUGUAGUCACAUGAGUGGGAGUCAUUACUGUUAGUAUUUCAAGUCAAUAGUAGGUGUCAUUGUCAGCUCAAUCAGUGGGGGCUGUUAUUGUGUGCACGAUCGGUGAGCGGUGUCAUUAUUAGUAAACUAAGUGGGAGUGAGAACAUGAUGUUUGAGAAGGUGGGUGAUUGAACUAGUCAUAAGCAUAUAAUUUUUAUCAUGCUAAUGAUUAAUGCAAUAGACAACAAUGUACUUGGUAAACUGCAUAUUUUUCAACAUGCAAGGUUUUUCUCCCCUCAGUGUUAUUUCAGAAGCUUAAAUAAAGGUUACCCAUAUUAUUUUUAAAUAUGUAUAUAUUUAUUUUUAUUUGUAAUUAAGUUCAAUACAGUUGUGCCACUAGUAUUUGUGAAGGAAGAGCCUUGAUUGUAAGUGCAUCAGUGAGGUUCAGUUCAUGUUCUUUUGAAUACCUUUGUUGUUACAGCUAAAAGAUGUCUUACUGAAUUCAGUAUAAAUAGUUUUUUUUUUACGGUUAACUUGUCAAAAACAUUUUACUGCUACAUAUUUUUAAUUAAAUUCCUCUGAAUAAGAAUGUUUUAAGAGAGAUCUGUUAUACAUAUUAAAUUAAUUUCACCAAAGUGAUUUAGUAUAACAGCUAACCUUUCCUAAAUUAAAAAAAAAAAAAAGUUUUUUCAGAUGCAAAACAUGAAUAUUAUGCCUAUGGGUUUUACAAGUACAGUUGGCGUAAAUUUGUAUAAAGUGGAGAAAAUGUUUUACAAGUAUGUUUAAGGUAGAGAUCGUUUGCUGUUAAUCCCUUUGCUACACUGAUUUAACUGUCAUCAUAAACCUUUCUUCACCAACAAAGCUGUAUUAGAUGUCUCAAGGGUGAACUAUUUUGAGAAACUAUUAUUUUUAACCAUUUUGAGGAAAGCUAUUUUCUACAAAGCCCUAAAUGUCAUCAGUUGCAAGUAAUGUAGAGUACAUAUCAUUCAUAAACGGGUAACAACCACUGUUCAUAGUUAAUUUAUGCCCUUUGUUUUGAGGAUGGCUUGCUCACAAAAUCACUGACAUCACUGCCCUCCAUUGUCUAAAAUGUAAUGAAAAGUUAAUUUUUUUACCAUGUGACUUAAAUGUCCCUAUUCUGUUUACAUUCAAACACACACAUGACUCUAGGCUCAAGUGAUGCACUGAAAUAUUCCAGGAUGUAACUCAGUGCAUCAAAAGUGUAAAUCUUUGAUGCUGUAAAACAGUAAAGGAAAUAUUUUGAAACUGGUGACAGUUGUUGACUGUCUUGGCUAAAGAGUUCAACUACAGUACUACAGACAGUGAAAUGCUACACAAUUUUACUCAACUUCCUUCAGAUGGUUGUUGAGGUAUUCCCUGAUAUCAGUGUUAAUACUUCAUUGUUGCUGCAUUAUUCCCUAUUCUGUGCUGGUCAUUCACUUAGUGCAAUUAAUUAUUGUAGUUGUAGAACUAAUUAUCAUUAGUGACGGCAUAUUAUGCUUGAUACUUGUGACCACUGCACCAACGUGUUGCCAACUAUAAUUUGUUAUUACUGUAUAGCCUGGGCUUGCCCAAGCAAGUUCUACCAGUGGGGUUAAUUAAUGAGGUAACCUAUAUUAAUGCUUGUCUACCUUGUCUUGUUUAUUUUUAUUUACUAAAUACAUGAUCUCGUUGAUGCAAUCUUCAUUUUUUGCAUUCUUUUUUUUCGCAUUGCUAUCAAAUAGCUGUUUUACUUGUUCUUAAUCAUAACCAAAUAUUGCAGCUGGCUUUUCUGGGUAAGAUUUUAUAUGAGGUUGUGCAGUCAUGAAGCAGGUUGACAGGUUAGAGAGAACAAGGGACAAGUUGUGUAAAUUAAACUUGUGAACAAGGUAGUGAAGGCAAGGGUAUGCCCCUGCACGGAUUGGAUGGUAAUAUUGGAAGACAAUCAGUAUUUUGGACCGGGAGAGUGGAACAAUA
Molecule: messenger RNA, 5113 nt
Organism: Procambarus clarkii (red swamp crayfish)
Lineage: Eukaryota; Metazoa; Arthropoda; Malacostraca; Decapoda; Cambaridae
Source: RefSeq, a predicted model, not a curated record